AUGAGCGGUUUCCUCACUUACAGGGGCUUCGAUCUGGCAGACACACCUGAUCUAUCAGGAAAAGUAUGCGUCAUCACUGGCGGCCAAGCGGGUAUUGGGAGAGAGGUCGUUGCGCAACUACUCCUCCACGGCAUCUCCAAGGUUUACAUCCUUGCAAGGACGGAAGGCCGCUACGAGGAAGCUAAAAAGGAGUGGCUUCAGAAACAUGGCUUGCGCACUGCAGAUGUGGAGGAGCGGACUGAGUUUGUGGAAUGUGACCUCGGGGAUCUCUGGAACGUCAAGAAGGCGGCUGAUGAGCUUCUGGGGAAGCUCGAGCGCCUUGAUAUCCUCAUCAACAACGCCGCCCUCCCCAUCUCCACCCCAUCUCGCCCUCUCUCCUCUCCCACUCUCGACCCAACCUUCGCUACAAACCACCUCGGCCACUUCGUCCUCACAAACCUCCUUCUCCCCCUUCUCCGCGCCACGCCUCGCACGCACAACACGUCCUCGUCCCGCAUCGUCACCUCCUCCUCAUCCUUACAUCUCCUCUGCCGCGGCCUCGACUUCAAUCUUCUUACCGCUCCGCCGGCCGACCCGAGCAGGUCGCGGUUUCCCGGUGCCGGUGCCUUGGAGGGCGUCUUGCGCUACGCGCGCAGCAAACUCGCCAACAUCCUCUUCACGCGCGAGCUCGCGCGGCGGCUUGAGGCCACCGCCGACGCCGUCACCGACCCCAGCUCCGUCCACGGCAACGAGCGCAUCUCCCUAGGGCCCGUUUACGCAAACGCCUUCUUCCCCGGCAACGUCGCUACCGAGGCCAUGGACGCAUGGUCUUCGCUCCUGGGCCCCGUCGUUGGUGGGCUCGUCAAGAGGGGUUUCGGCUUGAUAGGGCAGUCGGUUGAAGAAGCGGCUGCGACGGCGGUGUUUCUUGCCGCGGCGCCUGGGGUCGAGAAGAGGGGACGGGGAGGCGCGUAUUAUGUGCCGGUGGCGAGGGAAGAAAGUACGAGUACCGUGGCAGAAGAUGGGCGGUUGGCGGGGGAGCUGUGGGCGUGGAGCGAUGGGGCUGUGGAGAGGAUCCUGGGAAAGGAGUGGAAGGGACAAGGGAGUGGGGAGGAGGUCAGCGGGUAA
Messenger RNA from Coniosporium apollinis CBS 100218, 1104 nucleotides. RefSeq lists its product as uncharacterized. The record is from RefSeq and is a predicted model, not a curated record. The transcript has 2 exons. The coding region runs from base 1 to 1104 and encodes 367 amino acids. Lineage: Eukaryota; Fungi; Ascomycota; Dothideomycetes.